AUGCGUCACUCAACGUACCUCGAGGUCAGUCUGCGGAACAUCGCCGAUAAUGUCGAAUGCGUGCGGCGCCUCGCUGGCGCGGCGGAAGUGAUCGCGAUGGUGAAGGGCAACGCCUACGGGCACGGCAUGGAGACUGUCUCCCGGUACCUCCACGACGCGUGUGGGGUACGCAACUUCGGCGUGGCCUCGCUGGGCGAGGCGCUGCUGCUGCGCGCGACUCAGCCGUGCAUAGCGACAGACCCCCGCAGCGAGAUCUUCGUCUUCUCCGACACCGAGGUGAUGAACGAGGGCUGCCAGAGCUACUACGAGCAGGGCGACCAGCCGGCGGCGCGGCUCACGCCUGUUUUGGCCACCGUCUCACAACUAAAGGCGUUCUGCGCCUCCGCUGCGUUCGACGGCACAAAGCUGUGCCUGAAGCUGAACACCGGCAUGAACCGCCUGGGGCUGCGCCCGGACGAGCUGGCGGAGGUGCUGCCCCUGCUGCGGCAGCGGGGCGGGGUGGACCACCUGCUGCAGCACUUCAGCGUGGCGGCGGCGGCGGCGCGGCGUGCCGAGACGCAGGCCCACUAUGAUACAUUCAAGAGGGCAGUGCAGUUCCUGCGCGACGGCGGGGUGGAGGUGCGGGCCACGUCGGUGAGUAACUCAGGCGCCGUGGAGCAGCGGAUUGGGCUGGAGGAGACGUACGUGCGCCCGGGGCUCAUGCUGUACGGCCCGCGCAGCGUCACCGACCAGAGGCUGUGGGCCGGGAAGCCCGCGAGUUGCCUCUACACCAAAGUUCUGCACCACUUCCCGGUGCGGAGGGGCGAGGGCGUGGGCUACGGCUUGGAACCCACCUCGGCGGACGCCGUCGUCGUGAUGCUGCCGCUCGGUUACGCCGACGGCUUCAUUCGCGAGUACAAGGGGAUGGCCGUCACCGUGACGCCCGACGGCGCCGCCGACCCCAUCGCAGGCACCGUGCACGGCAGCGUCAACAUGGACAUGACCGCCGUCGUGGUUUACCCGGAGGAGGUCGGCAAAGACAUUGGCGCCAUCAUGGCCGCGGUGAAGGACGAGGCCCGCAUCCGUGUCUGGGGCGAGGACGUUGGGGAAAAGGCGGCGUCUGUGGGGUCGAUUCCGAACCAGCUUUUCUGCGGGAUUUCUAUCCGUGUCCCGCGAGUAUACACCACGUAG
Trypanosoma conorhini is the source of this 1170-nucleotide messenger RNA. RefSeq names its product alanine racemase. The record is from RefSeq and is a predicted model, not a curated record. Gene Ontology annotation, cellular component: cytosol. Lineage: Eukaryota; Euglenozoa; Kinetoplastea; Trypanosomatida; Trypanosomatidae. Gene Ontology annotation, molecular function: pyridoxal phosphate binding; alanine racemase activity. Bases 1 to 1170 code for a protein of 389 amino acids. The transcript has a single exon.